GUGCUAAGUAGCGGUCUGGCCGCAGAGUCCGCGUACGUGCGGAACCAGAGAUGCAGGCUCGGUUUCCUAUAGGUCGCGAAGAGCAGAGCAACCCGGGCUGCCUCAUGCCCUGCGGAGGUACGCUUGCCUCCUGGUACGCGUUCUCCCGUGGUCGCCACUGAGUCCAAGUCUCUUCCCUGCUGGUCCGGCUACGAAGGGCGAGAAGAUGAAGGCGAAGGCCACCGCGCCGGUGCCCCAACCUGGGCUUAUCAAGAAGCUCGCUCGGAAGAAAGCCAAGAAGAAGUUCAGGAAGAGCAAAGUGCAGGGAGGGAGCAGAGCUCCGGGAAACCGCCCGGCAGCUGUCGCAGGCAGACCACCGAAGGCCCCAGAGGACUUUUCUCAGAAUUGGAAGGCUCUGCAAGAGCUGCUGAAACAAAAGUCACAGGCCCCAGAAAAACCUCUUGUCUCUCAGAUGGAUGACAAAAUGCAUCCUCAAAUAAUCCAGCAGAAUAGAAAAGAGACCUCAGAUAAAUCAAAGGGAGACAAAAAGAGGACAGAAAAAGACCAGACCACUAGGGGUUCUGUUACGCCUGCAUCUAAGAAGGACAGGAAGAUACUAGUACCUCCCACAAAUAUCUCUGGAACAGAGCAGAAGAAAGGAGCAACGAAGACAUAUAGGGACAUCUCUUCUCAUCAAGGGGAUAUCAAGCGUAAGUGGAAAGCAGAGGAGGCAGCUGUCGUCUUGAAUCAGUCCACACCCUCUGAGGAAGACAUUUGGUUUGAUGAUGUGGAUCCAGAUGAUAUUGAGGCUGCCAUAGGCCCAGAGGCAGCUAUGCUGGUACGGAAGCGGCUGGGGCAGAGCAAGAGUACAAUCUCCCUGGUGAAGGAACAGGCCUUUAGUGGCUUGACAAAAGCCUUGGCCCUGGAUUGUGAAAUGGUAGGCGUGGGCCCCAAAGGGGAAGAGAGCAUCGCAGCCCGUGUAUCCAUCGUGAACCAGUAUGGGAAGUGUGUUUAUGACAAGUACGUCAAGCCAGCUGAGCCGGUGACUGACUACAGGACAGCCGUCAGUGGGAUACGGCCUGAGAACUUGAAGCAGGGAGAAGAAUUUGAAGUUGUGAAGAAGGAAGUGGCAGAAAUGUUGAAGGGCAGAAUCCUGGUGGGGCAUGCACUGCACAAUGAUUUAAAGGUUCUGUUCCUUGAUCAUCCAAAAAAGAAAAUCAGGGACACCCAAAAAUUCAAACCAUUCAAGAGACAAGUAAGGAGUGGAAGACCAUCUCUGAAACAACUUUCUGAGAAAAUUCUGGGGAUCAGGGUCCAGCAGGCCGAGCAUUGUUCAGUCCAGGAUGCCCAGGCAGCAAUGAGACUUUACAUCAUGGUAAAACGUGAGUGGGAGAGCAUUAUUGCAGACCGACGCCCCCCAGCUACCACUCCAGACCACAACGAGUAUGCUUAGCACCAUCCUGCUGCAGUCACCACCACCCCUGUCCUUCAGUGACUCCUCAAUCCAGUGACAGUUGGGAUGGGGUUAUGGAGGCCUGUCUGGUCUCUGUACUCCCUCUGGUGAACAGUCUCAGCCAUGGCUGCAGGGGUUUGGCAUGUGAGCUGCUAGAACUUCCGCCUCAACUCUGCUAUCGAGGCCUGGUCCUGCACCUGUGUGUUGAGGUAGACUGGUCAGAUAGGGGGCCAGAAGUCAGGGAUGUGUUGUAGGUUUAGAGGAAGGAGAGCAUUGGGUGAGUGUGCUACAGAGUCUCUGUUGACCUCCUGUGCUACCACUUAACAAUGAGCAUAGCGGGAUUCAGCCUGUGCACUCAACACUUUAAGGAGCAAGCAGCAUUUUCACCUCUUACAGGUAAGGGGAUAAGUUUUGUUGGACCUAAGGGAUCCAGGCUAAGGGCUUUCAGUUUGCUGCAAACCAAUCUGGCCAGCACAGGAACUGCUCAUUGAGAACUUUCGUCAAGCUACUGGGCUGGAGGUACUUUCUCACUCCUUUGUGCUUUGCUUUGCCCAUAAUCAUCUAAACUGCCAAUGUCCAGUACUGUGUUCUCCACACAGCCCUUGUGGUGAGACUUAGGGCACAGGUAUACCUGGAGGAUGAAGAUCCUACCACCCGGGGCAGUGUGAGCAGAAAGGCUAUCUGCCCACUGUCCUGCCAGUAGUUCUGGCUAGCAACAAGUACAAAGUGACCAGUGAAUUUAAUGAACGUGACAACUCUUUGAACAGGUGCACCCAUGCACAUGAUGAUAGAUGUCUGACUCAGAGCACUUGUCUACUAUGUGCAAGACCCUGGGUUCCAUUUCCAGUACCGUCAAAAAUAAAUGGAUGCUUAAAAAUGGGA
This is a messenger RNA of Psammomys obesus (fat sand rat), 2314 nucleotides long. It is a transcript of the gene Rexo4, whose product is annotated as REX4 homolog, 3'-5' exonuclease. Gene Ontology annotation, biological process: rRNA processing; DNA catabolic process. Gene Ontology annotation, cellular component: nucleus. Bases 206 to 1432 code for a protein of 408 amino acids. Gene Ontology annotation, molecular function: nucleic acid binding; 3'-5' exonuclease activity. Lineage: Eukaryota; Metazoa; Chordata; Mammalia; Rodentia; Muridae. The record is from RefSeq and is a predicted model, not a curated record. The transcript has 8 exons.